GUUUUUAUCCGGAACUGUAACUGACAAACGUUGUUAAGGAUUCCAAGUUCGCAUUAAACCUUUCUGAAGCUCUUGGAUAAACAUAAUUGGACCCAAAGAUGACUGGUACAGUGAAGACCCUGGGCAUACUGUUUGACAAUGAGCAGAGAAAUGGGUAUAGCUCAGGUGAUGUUGUGUCUGGACAUGUUUUGCUCGAGCUUUCUAAAGAGAUCAAUAUCAAAAGUAUCAAAAUGUCAGCUGAAGGAUAUGCCAGGACACGUUGGCUUGAUGGACCAGUACCUUGUUCAGCUGUCACGAUGGCAGGAACCUGUACAGAGGAAAGACAAUGCUUGUCUCUGUCCCAGAUGCUCAUGCAAUCGACAGAUGGUGAACACAUUAGUCUUAAUGCUGGACGACAUGAGAUCCCUUUUGAUUUUCAGCUCCCUCAGAGUCCUCUGGUUUCUUCAUUCUCUGGGAAGUACGGCAAUGUAUUCUAUACAGUAAGGGCCAUAUUACGAAGUCCAUCCCAUCCAGAUGUACACGUUAGUCGAGAACUUCCUGUUGUUAACCAAAUCGACAUCAAUUCACCAGUUUAUCGGUGUCCCAUCUCAAAAAGCGACCAGAAGUUGAUUGGCUGGUGGAUGUUCACCUCAGGUCCCAUAUCCCUUAAUGUCAGAAUUGAACGCAAAGGUUAUUGCAACGGAGAGUCUAUCCCGAUUUUUGCAGAGAUUAAGAACUGCUCUUCUCGUCUCAUUAUGCCAAAGGCUGUGAUGUACCAAAUUCAAACAUACAUGGUCAAGGAAGACACAAAAAGACAUAAAGUAGAGGUUGCCCAUGUGAAGGGAAACCAUAUCCCCCCAGGCUGCUUUGACACAUGGAAUGGAAAAGCCCUGAAGAUUCCUCCCGUCUCUCCCUCCAUCCUAAACUCUCCUGUCUUGAGAGUGGAAUAUUCCCUAGUUGUAAUGGUUCAGAUACCAGGUGCCAAAAAACUGGAGGUGGAGCUGCCUUUGGUCAUUGGCACUGUACCCUUCAAUGGUUCUGCCAGUCACACUUUCAGUGUGAACAGCCAGUUCAGUAUGGACCUUAGCUGGCUUAGCCUAGCUCUCCCUGAUGUGCCUGAGGCCCCCCCUAACUAUGCUGAUGUCGUGUCAGAAGAGGAAUUUGAGCAACAUCAGACCUCCUCCUGCCAGUACGAUGAGCUGGAGAGACAGCUGGGAGGACCGGCCUUCGCAUACAUGCAGGAGUUCAGAUUCCAGCCGCCCCCAGUUUACUCAGAGGUAGAUCCUUACUGUGAGAAUGGCCGGCCUGUUUUCUCAAUUUGAAUGAUGGAUCCCUCGCAAAGGAUCAGUGAAGCUUCCAUCC
Messenger RNA from Chanos chanos (milkfish), 1341 nucleotides. RefSeq names its product arrestin domain-containing protein 4-like. Gene Ontology annotation, cellular component: plasma membrane; cytoplasm. Bases 99 to 1301 code for a protein of 400 amino acids. Gene Ontology annotation, molecular function: ubiquitin-like ligase-substrate adaptor activity. Gene Ontology annotation, biological process: protein transport. The record is from RefSeq and is a predicted model, not a curated record. The transcript is spliced from 9 exons. Lineage: Eukaryota; Metazoa; Chordata; Actinopteri; Gonorynchiformes; Chanidae.